GACUCAGUUAAGUGACUCAGUCUGACUGCGUCUUGGUGACUCAUGAAAGCAGCCCCCUACCGGAAUGUCCAAACGGAGAGUUGUUUUCGUUACAAAGUUCUCUUGCUCAGCGUUGAUUGUGUAUCUAAAACCCGUGGGCGCCGAUAGGAGGUGCGCGCAGUGACGCACAUUCCGUGGAAUUCCACAGCUGCUAUAAAACACCUGAUGAAGCGCUUAUCUGCUUAUUGAGACUACAGUUAGACAUGGGCACUGAAUCAGAAAAUAACGGCGUCCUUAAAGAGGGCUUUCUGGUGAAAAGGGGUCAUGUGGUUCAAAACUGGAAAGUUCGUUGGUUUGUACUUAAAUCGGACAGACUUCUGUAUUAUAAAUAUGAGGGAGGCAAACGGGAUUCCUGCCAUCGAGGGACGAUACCGUUGAGUGUCUGCAAAAUCACAUGUCCUUAUCUGGAGUACGAGAACAGACCGUUGGUGAUGAAGCUGCAGACCAGCACGUCAGAGGAGCACUUUCUGGAGGCUUGCACAAGAGAGGAACGUGAUGAAUGGGCUGCAGCGAUUGGUGCAGUGGUACAGAACCUUAACCCACAGAAUGCACAGACCACCUCCCCUUCACAAGUUAAAGGAUCCACAUCACUCCAGCUACACAAUGUCAACCUCAGUCAGGUGGUGGACUCCAUGUAUGAUGUGCACACUGGUGUCCGGCUGUGCAGUCAUGUUGAGCAGGGCAGCUCUUACACCAACUGUUUCUCAGGCUCAGCAGUGGUGGACUGGCUUGUGUUUAAUAAGCUGGCUCUGACCCGUGUGGAGGCAGUAACAUUAGCCUCUGCACUGCUGGAUGAGGCCUCCCUGCGGCCCAUUGGGAUCAGGAGCGCAGACGCUCUCCGUAAUGCAGCUCUAGGAGAACAGUUCCUCGAUGACUCCACUGCACUCUACUGCUUUUCCCAAAGCUUCCAGAAACGAGGCAGUGUAAAAGCAGAGAAGUCUCGGUCUGCGGUGGAACUCAGUGGAAAAGUGGUGAAGAGAGGUUACCUGCUCAAACAAGGGCACAAGGUGAAGAACUGGAAGGUGAGAUUGUUUGUUUUGAGAGCGGAGCCUGGUUUCCUGCACUAUUAUGAUCCCAGCAAGGAUGACAUCACUCCGGUUGGCAGUAUAUCUCUGCGUGGCUGUCUGGUGUCUGCUCUGGAUGAUAACGGCAUACCGUCAGGUGUUAAAGGUAAAGUCCAGGGGAACCUCUUUAAAAUCAUCACUCAGAUGGACACACACUAUUACAUCCAGGCGCCAGCACACGAAGAGAGGAUAGACUGGAUCCAAGCUAUUAGACAACUGACUUAAUUAGGUCAUUGUUGGUAUUGUUAAUUUUAUUGUUUUUGCUAAAUUUAUAUUUCUGUCUGUCACACAACUAUUUAGAAAUAUUGUGCCAUUUUAAUAGUUGUAAAUGUGGUAUUUGUGUAUGUGGAAAGAUAUACAGUGUUAUACAGCUAGUAACAAAUAAAAAAUAUUCAAAUAAAAAAGUCAUAAUAAAAAAAUAGGUAAUACACAUGGGGCCAGCAUGAGGCUUCAUUCAGCAUAUAGAAUAUUUCCAUAUAAAAUUCAGAUUUCACCAAAGUUUUAAUGUCCCUGAUAAAGUCUGUAUGUAAUGUUUGAUAUAAUAUACAGGUGGUAAAGUUUAUACAUUCAGUGAAUGUCCUUUGAAAGCAUAAAUGAUGGUCAUUGUGAAAUUUAUUUUGUCAAAUUUUGUAAAAUAAAAGUUAUAUUUGUGUAAUUGUCA
Messenger RNA from Cyprinus carpio (common carp), 1764 nucleotides. RefSeq names its product pleckstrin-2. The record is from RefSeq and is a predicted model, not a curated record. Gene Ontology annotation, biological process: actin cytoskeleton organization; intracellular signal transduction. Gene Ontology annotation, cellular component: plasma membrane. NCBI's taxonomy places the organism in Eukaryota, Metazoa, Chordata, Actinopteri, Cypriniformes, Cyprinidae.